AUGGUUCUGAAAACGACGCGGAAGAGUUAUCCGGUGGCAGCAGUUGCCUUGGCCGUCGUUCUGGUCAUGUAUCUUGCUCUCUUCUCCUCCUUGUCCGACGACUCCGGUCUUCAGUUGAUUCCUUCGCUAAGUUUCACUCAAGGCACGUUACAACAAACAUCGGUAUCCAGAAGAAUUGAGCAGGCCCCACAAGAGAUGACUUCAGCAUCAAUCACAUGUGACCGAUCCCACACCAUCUACGAUGUCUGCUCAAUCAACGGCUCCUGUAAUCUCAACCCAAAAACAGGAACUUUCACUCUGAUAGACCCCACAUCAGCACCAUCUGUCGAGAAAAUCAAGCCAUACCCAAGAAAAACAGAUAAGUGGGUCAUGCCUGAAAUCAAAGAGCUAACACUAACCUCAGGCCCAUUGAGUCUUUCACGAUCAUGUGACGUAACACAUGAUUCACCGGCGAUUGUGUUCAGUGCCGGAGGUUACACCGGAAGCAUAUAUCACGAUUUCAUCGACGGUUUCAUUCCGCUUUUCAUUACCGUCAACACGAUCUUCCCCAACCGUGAUUUCAUCCUUGCGGUAGUUGACUCGAAAGAGUGGUGGAUGUCAAAAUACAUCGAUCUUCUGGGUGCGUUUAGCAAACACAAAACCAUACUAUUACUAGACAAAGAAAAUGCUUCUUCUCUUACACAUUGUUUCCCUUCAGCUACUGUGGGCCUAAUUUCACAUGGGCCCAUGACAGUAGACCCAACCCAAAUAUCCAACUCCAAAUCAUUAGUAGAUUUCCACAAUCUCUUAGACAAAGCCUUCAACACAAACAUAUCUACUCUCAAAACCAACAAGCCUCGUCUUAUAUUUGUCAGUCGAUAUGGUACCGUUGGUCGUGUGAUAUUAAACGAGAAGGAGAUCAAAGAGAUGCUUGAAGAUGUUGGAUUCGAGGUAAUCACAUUUAGACCAUCGAAAAAGACGAGUUUGAGAAAAGCGUAUAAACUUAUAAAGUCGAGCCACGUAAUGGUCGGCGUUCAUGGUGCAGCACUAACUCAUUUCUUGUUUCUUAGACCCGGUUCAGUGUUGGUUCAGAUUGUUCCGGUUGGACUAGGUUGGGUGGCUAAAACUUGUUUCGAAAAACCGGCUAAGGCAAUGAAGUUGGAAUAUAUUGAGUACUCGGUGAACGUGGGAGAAAGUAGUUUGGUGGAGAAAUAUAGUAGAGAUGAUUUAGUUUUAAAAGAUCCUAUAGCUUUUAGAGGUUUGGGUUGGAAUGUCACUAGAAUGAAUGUAUAUUUGAAAGAACAAGAUGUUAGACUUGAUGUGAAUCUGUUCAGGAAACGUAUGAACAAAGCAUACGAGAAAGCUAAAUCUUUUAUGGACAUAAACCACUGA
Messenger RNA from Microthlaspi erraticum, 1371 nucleotides. The record is from the annotation of a GenBank genome assembly. Lineage: Eukaryota; Viridiplantae; Streptophyta; Magnoliopsida; Brassicales; Brassicaceae.